GCCCCCGAGAGUGGAUGGUCCCGCCCAGCCUAGUGGCGGGAAAGAUAGCCGGCGGAGCGGGCUUAGGAAGCCGGCUCCUCCGCUGCCGCUGGAGGACCCGGUGCCUCGGAGGGGGCCUUGCUCUCCCCAAGGACUCUCGGCCUCCCAGCCUCCCUUCCCCCCUGGCUGAGCAGCGACUUGGACAUGAUGAACUGCGAGCUUCUAGCCACGUGCAGCGCCCUCGGGUACCUGGAAGGGGAUGUUUACCACCGGGAGCCGGACUGCUUGGAGAGCGUGAAGGAUCUGAUCCGCUACCUGAAGUACGAGGAUGAGACGCGAGAUGUGCGCCGGCAGCUCGGGGCGGCCCAGAUCCUCCAAGGGGACCUCCUGCCCAUCCUGGUGCAGCACCGCCAGGACAAGCCGCUCUUCGACGCCGUCGUCAGGCUGAUGGUGAACCUGACCCAGCCGGCCCUGCUCUGCUUCGGGAAAGUGCCCCAGGAUCCCAGCUUCCGGCACCACUUCCUCCAAGUGUUGGGCUACCUGCAGUCCUACAAAGAAGCCUUUGCCAACGAGAAGACCUUCGGGGUCCUCAGCGAGACACUCUACACGCUGCUGCAGCUGGGCUGGGAGGAGCGUCAGGAAGAAGACAACCUGCUGAUCGAGCGCAUCCUCCUGCUGGUCAGAAACGUCCUCCACGUGCCCGCCGACCCUGGCCAGGAGAAGAACGUCGACGACGAGGCCAGCAUCCACGACCGGCUGCUCUGGGCCCUGCACCUCAGCGGCCUCGACGACCUGCUGCUCUUCUUGGCCAGCUCUGCGGCCGAGCAGCAGUGGAGCCUCCACGUGCUCGAGAUCGUCUCCCUGGUGUUCCGGGACCAGAACCCCGAGCAGCUGGCCGCGGCGGGCCAGGCCCGCUCGGCCCGGGAGCAGGGCGCCGACACGGCGGAGCUGGAGGUUCUCCGGCAGAGGGAGACGGCGGAGAAGAAGAGCCGGGCCCUUCAGCGGAGCAGCAGACACUCCCGUUUCGGGGGCUCCUACGUGGUCCAGGGGCUGAAGUCCAUCGGAGACAGGGACGUGGUCUUUCACAAGAGCCUGCACCGCUUUCAGGCCUAUAGCUCCGACAUGGGGAAGGACGCCCGUUACGUGCCCCGGCGCCGGCAGCCUGCUCCAGAGUCCUCCAUCCAGCGCCGCUCGGCCCUCAACAUACGGCUUUUCCUCCGUGACUUCUGUUCCGAGUUCCUGGAGAACUGCUACAACCGCCUCAUGGGCCUGGUCAAGGACCACCUACUCCGGGAGAAGGCACAGCAGCACGACGAGACCUACUACCUGUGGGCCCUGGCCUUCUUCAUGGCCUUCAAUCGAGCCUCCGACUUCCGGCCCAGCCUGGUGUCCGAGACUCUCAGUGUCCGAGCCUUCCACUUCAUCGAACAGAACCUCACCAACUACUAUGAGAUGAUGCUGACUGAUCGGAAGGAGGCGGUCUCAUGGGGUCGCCGAAUGCACCUCGCCCUCAAGGCCUACCAGGAGCUGCUGGCCACAGUGAACAAAAUGGACGUGUCGGCAGAUGAGGCCGUGAGGGAGAGCAGCCGGAUCCUCAAGAACAACGUCUUCUACGUGAUGGAGUACAGAGAACUCUUCCUGACCCUCUUUCGGAAAUUCGACGAGACCCGACAGCCCCGCUCCUAUCUCCGAGAUCUGGUGGAGACGACCCACCUCUUCCUGAAGAUGCUGGAGCGUUUCUGCCGGAACCGGGGAAACCUGAUGGUGCAGAACAAAAGGAGGAGAAGGAAGAAGAAGAAGAAGGCGUUGCCUCGGGCGCCAGCCUCUGCGGACAGCGCUGCCCAGCACCCAGAGGGGGCGGAGGGCGCGUGGCCGGCCCUGGCUGAACAGCUGAGGCACUGCGCGCAGAAUUCAGAGCUCGCCCCUGACUCCGUGGUCCCCUUUGAUGCCGCUUCGGAGGUGCCGGUGGAAGAACAGCGGACCGAGGCCCUGGUUCGGAUCCAAGACAGCCUCCGGGCCGCUCAGGCCUCGGAGGCCCUCACCCUGCUGCGGGCAGCCAGGGAGGUGUGGCCAGAAGGGGAUGCCUUCGGCUCCCCGGAGCUCUCCCCUGAUGAGGAGGUGGAGUUGCUGCGACACAUCUUCUCUGCACAGCUUCCCCGGCGGCCUGAGCCUGCCGAGCCGGGCGGGGAGGAAGAAGGUGAGGAGGACGAGGAAGAGGAGGAGGAGGAGGAGGAGGAGCUGCAGGCCAUCCAGGUCUCCGAGAAGGAGUUUAGCUUCCUGGACUACCUGAGGCGCUUCGCGUGCUCCCACGUGGUCCGAGCCUGCGUGCUCCUGCUGAAGGACUACAGGGAGAACCCGCCCCACACCAACCACUGCGCCAUCAAGAUGCUCCACCGGCUGGCCCACGAUCUCAAGAUGGAGCCCUUGCUCUUCCACGUCUCCCUCUUCUGCCUCUUCAACAAGCUGUUCAGCGACCCAGCCUCUGGGGCCUACGGGGAGUUAGCCGCUUUUGCCAGAUAUGUACUGGCCAAGUUCUUCAAGCUGACCCAAGUCAACCGCAAGGCCUUUGUGGAGCUUCUGUUCUGGAAGAACACGGCUGUGGUUCGGGAGAUGACGGAGGGCUACGGUUCUCUGGAGGCUGAGUCUUCUAACCGGAAAGCCUCCAAGUGGACUCCGGAGGAGGACAACCAGCUGCGGGAGCUGUACGUGGCCCACAAAGACAUAGAAGGGGAGGAUGUGAUAGAUGCUAUCUUGGCCCGCCUGGAUUCUAGGGCUCGUUCUCGGAAACAAGUCAUCCACCAUCUGGUUCGACUCGGACUGGCCGACAGCGUCAAGGAUUUCCAUCGACCCAGGCAGGGGAUCAACGUGGUUUUAUGGACGGAGGAUCAGGAGUUAGAGCUGCACCGGCUCUUUGAGGAGUUCCAGGAUUCAGAUGAUGUUCUGGGUCACAUCAUGAAGAACAUCACAGCCAAGCGCUCACGUGCCCGGGUGGUUGAGAAGCUUCUGGCCCUGGGACUGGUGACAGAACGCCGGGCCUUGUACAAGAAGCGCCGGAGGAAGAAGCCUCCAGCAGGAAAGGACCCCCUGAAGGUCCCUGACCAGGAGGAUGAAGAGGAAGGGGAGGAACCGGAGGAGGAGGAGGAGGAGGAGGAGGAGGAGGAGGAGGAAGACAGUGAGGAGGACCAAGGCCCAGGGCCAGAAGCAGCUGAGGGCCCCUCAGGGCCCCUGCCCCAGAGCCUGAGGCAAAUCCUGCAGGAGGAAGACUUCUUGGCCCCCCUUCUGUGGCUCCAGAACUGCCUGAUCCGGAUCGCUGACGACCGGGAGGAGGCUGGCUGCACCCAGGCGGUGCCCCUGGUGCCUCUGACGGAGGAGAACGAGGACGCGAUGGAGAGCCCGGCCUUCCAGAGGCUGCUCAGAAAGUUAGGGAUGCGGCCCCCAGCCUCGGAACAGGAAUCUUUCUGGAGAGUUCCAGCCCGGCUGAGCCCUGCAGUGCUGCGGACAGCAGCCGCUUCUCUGGCUCAGGCUGGCCCCGGGUCCCAGGCUGCCGGCCUUGUGGAGCAGCCGCCUCCCACCCCGGAGACCCCCCUGCCAGCUGGGAAACGGAAGCGCGGCCCAGAGCUGCCAGAAGUGGCGGAGGAGCCAUCCAGCCCUGGGCCCCAGAAGCCACAGGCACCGGACAGUGCCUGGGAGCAGGGGAUGGAUGGAAGCAAAGACAGAGAUCUCCUGGAUUCUGAGCCGGACUCCCCCGAGACCCCCAGAAUCCCCAAGAGGAGGCGGUUUCUGAUUGAGGAUGAAGAUGACUGAGGAGCUGGCCCUCUGGCAGGCUUUGGUGCGACUGAGAAGAUGCCCCCCGCUGCUCCCCAUGGCUGGGGUCCGGGGAGAGCCCCAUGUGGCACAGCGGGGGUUUUCCCCUUGAAGCUCUCCCUGGAGGAGACUUUGUUUCCGUGUCUUCGGAGAGCAGGCCUCUGGCCUGGCCCCGGCUUCCCUGCCUGGUCCCCUGGCUUUGGAGCCUGGGGCGGGAGUUGAGGGGUGGUUCACAGGUGCUUCUGGUUCUGUGCUUUGUUGGGAAAUUAAAGCAGCAAACAGUC
Messenger RNA from Monodelphis domestica (gray short-tailed opossum), 4067 nucleotides. It is a transcript of the gene TIMELESS, whose product is annotated as timeless circadian regulator. Gene Ontology annotation, biological process: replication fork arrest; DNA replication checkpoint signaling; DNA repair. The record is from RefSeq and is a predicted model, not a curated record. Lineage: Eukaryota; Metazoa; Chordata; Mammalia; Didelphimorphia; Didelphidae. Gene Ontology annotation, cellular component: replication fork protection complex. Gene Ontology annotation, molecular function: DNA binding.